Molecule: messenger RNA, 2930 nt
Organism: Setaria italica (foxtail millet)
Lineage: Eukaryota; Viridiplantae; Streptophyta; Magnoliopsida; Poales; Poaceae
Product: DCC family protein At1g52590, chloroplastic
Exons: 6
Coding region: 85-675 (196 amino acids)
Molecular function (GO): protein-disulfide reductase activity
Source: RefSeq, a predicted model, not a curated record
UCUCCAGUCUCCGUAGUCCGGAGUCUGGCAAAUCUUUCGCAACCUCAGCGCUUCGCAGUCGCAGUCGCAGCCGAGCCGAGGACGAUGGCAACCGCCGCUCAGUGCUCCUCCUGGUACUACGCGUCGCCCACCCUGCCGCUCCACCGACGGCACGGCCUCCUGCCGCGGCGGCAGCCGCCGCAAGCCGCCGCACGGGGAGGGCGGUGGCCGAGGUUGCAGGUGGCGGCGGCGGCCGCCGGGGCUCGGGCGGAGGACUCCAUGAAGGUGGCCACGGACGCCGAGUUCUUCCAGCCCUCCGACACCAGGCCCAUCAUGCUCUUCGACGGCGUUUGCAACCUCUGCAACGGGGGCGUCCGGUUCGUGCGGGAGCACGACCACAACAGGAGCAUCAGGUACGUGCCCCUGCAGAGCGAGUCGGGGAGGAAGCUCUUGCAGAGGUCAGGAAGAUCCCCCGACGACAUCUCCAGCGUUGUUCUCGUCGAGAAGGAUAGGUCCUACAUCAAGUCUGAAGCAGUGCUGAGGAUAAUGGAGUACCUCAACCUGCCCUUCCCUCAGCUCGCAAUCUUCCUCAAGUUUGUCCCUCUGUUCCUGAGGGACUUCGCAUACGACAAUGUUGCAAACAACAGGUACAUUGUGUUUGGCCGAUCCAAAACGGAAGCAUGUGAGAUAUUGUGAAUUGCUGCACCAAGACCUUGAUACCUAGUUUAUAUGAUUAGAUAUCAAUAAUCUGCAUACAUGAUGUAGCAUGAACCAUCGAUAGGAUCAUAUCGUAGUUUAGUACUUGUACAAAGCACUCAUCUAAGCAAAAAUUUUGUAAGUGAUAGCACUGAAGAGUAUUAGCUACAAAGUGUUUGAAAACUGUAUUCUUGGUAACACUAUGCCCUCAGUGGUUCCAUGGGCGUUCAAAAUAGUGGCAUUUGCUGGGGCAGUAUGAUUCACCCAAGAGAGGUUAAUGUUACUGAGAUAGAUGUCUUUGCAAUGAACACUUUGGCUGCACAGUAAUCUGAUCGCAUCAUGCUCAGAGGAUGUCCCUUGGAUGUCGAUAAAUUUGCGUCGCUUAUUGCCACACCACCGUGCUACAAACACAGUUAAGUGCAGAUACAUUUCAGCCUUUGUUUUAGCGAACGAAUCUACUGAACAAUAAGCAUAAUAAUAUGUUUACCAUGCCUGACCUUUGUAGGACAAUUUCCCUGUGGACAGUAGAACUGGUCAAUGACAAUAGGAUACUGAACUUCAGUCAUGUUGAGGCUCUCAAAAAGGAAUCCUUUUGCAUAGCCCUUCCCACCCUGCAUUCAUAACUUCAUACAUUAGAUGGUAUGCUGCUGGUGUGGCCUAUGGUUUACAUAGAGCAUAUAUAUACAAGGUGUGUGCAAUGCAAUCUCAUCACAAAUGAAAUGCAUUUAACUCAAUCUUCAUUACCUGCCAGGAUUUGAUCCUCACACCAGUCAUAGUCCCAACAAAGCUGCAAUUAGAUACCGUAAUUUGUUCCACCAUCGCUGUCUCAGAUCUUCCCAGACUCCCCACACUACAUAAGAUCAGAAAUUGAGCACAGUGCAGAUUACUAGAGAAGCUGGUCAAAAAAUAGAAGGCAGAUGCCUGUACAAGUGGACAUGUGUUCUUACCUGAUGCCAUGACCAGGCCCACACCUGCUGGUAGUGACAGUAACAUUUUUCGUGAAUGAUAGGACUGAUACACAGUCAUCUCCUGCAUUUGCCCAAUGUCAGCAUUCAUUUGUGUGACUCAUUGUCGAUUUAGUUACAUACUCGUAUACUAUAUUGCAAUGUUCUAAUUACACACAGGGAAAGUUUUUUGACCUGUUUGGAUGGAGCAGUUGGAGAUGUAGGUGUUGUUAGAAAAUGCAACAGUUAUGCCGUCUGUGUUGGGGCUAUCAGCUGGGGCAGUUAUGGAGACGUUGUCCACACUCACCUGGCUGCACUGGAACAAGGUCAUGUGCUUGUCUGCACUGUUCUUCAGAUGUAUCCUCCUCACCUUUAGAUUGUUACACCGUGCGAAACCCAGCAACUGAUUUACAUCAACACACCAUGAGUUGCACACAGUUACAUGUCUGCCUGACUAGUUUGGAACUAAAUUGAAGGGAAUGUUGCGUGUCUACUUACAAUAGGGCGGUUGUCGCAUCUCUGUCAAAGUGAGAAACAUGUCAGGUUGUUUUCAAGAAUCAGAUGAAGAAAUGCAAGUAUGCAACUGGUAUACGAUGGAGCCUGAAGCAGCCUACCUUUCGGUUAUAGCAAUCCCACCAGAUGGCGCCUUGGCCGUCGAUCUCACCAUUCCCAUCCAUCGUCAAGUCGUCGACGCCGAGGAAGGUCAGGAGGUUGGCAGAUUUUCUUGUCCAAAUGUGGUUUGGUGCCACAACGUUGCCAUCCAGCUGCAGAUUACGAGCUCAGCUGGGACCCUGAAACGAAACCUGGUUCAGCAAGAACGUCCUUCCUGCCGGGACGACCAUGAUCGCCGUGCGCUGGUCGCCGCAAACCGCUUGCCAUGCCGCCAAGAACGCCUUUUCGACAGUGAGGAGGACGGAGGGGAAUCAGAAAUGCAAGAAGCGACACGAUUGCAGCAGAAGCAAGCGAUUCAAUUCAAUCAAUGGUGUUCGUGCUGUUACCUGUGCAUCAUCUCUCUUGCCAUCCCCAUGCGCAUGGAAGUUGAGGACGUUGUAGAUCUGUUUCUGGCCUAGUGCUGAUGAUCGAAGGACCAGCAGCACAAGCAGCAGGAUGAUGAUAUGCCUUACUGCAGAUGUCUCCAUUUGGUUUUUUUUUUUCCACACAAAAUGGACGAGCUUUAUGGGGUGAAAGAUACUGUUUUUAUAGGGAGAAACACAGGUGACUAGGUGAGGAUCACGGUUUGAUAUCAACCGGUGAUUAGAUACUAAAUCUCCAUCUUGACGUGAUUUAAAUAAGCAGUGAUUUAUUAUAUAU